AUGUCAUUACAUGAUUAUUUAUCAAAAACGUAUGGUUCUUCCUCCAAUAAGAAGUCUAAGAAUAAAGAUAGAAAGCAUGCAAAGGAAAAUAAAAAGAUACGAUCCACAAACACAACUAUAACGGAAUACAUACAUCAGGAUAUUAAGGAUGUACCGAGUAAAUUGGCAGAAGAAAACGAUGCAAAUUCUGGUAGGAACUUAUGGAAAAAUCCUUCUACAAACGAAAUAGUCGAUGAGGUUCAGAGACCCAGCAUAAAAACUAACGAAUUUCAGGAUAUUUCAUCAUCAUCUUCAGUGGUAACCACUGCAAAGAUGAAAGCAAAUUUAGAUGAAAGGAAUACCAUUCAUAGAGAUGAAAAGGGACAUCGUUUAACGGACGAAAAGUUGACUCAAAGACUUGCAGAUAAUGAUUUGAGAGAGACAAUUAGAGUGAACAAGUUAAAUACUUUAAAUAACGGUGAGUUGCAAGAAUAUAUGAGCAAAAAUCAAUUAACAUACGCAUCUUUGAAUAGUCGAAAAAGACAAUCUGAUGUUAAUGAUGACUUUGCAGACCCAGCUUCUGCAUUUAAGACUGAUGAUGAAACAAUAAGUUCUAAUAAUCUAUCAUUUCUAGGUAGGCGACAAUACGAUAAGGUAUCAUCUGAAAACAGAUUUGGUAUUUUACCUGGUGCUAGAUGGGAUGGUGUUGAUAGAUCAACUGGAUUUGAGGCAAAGUGGUUUAAGAGAAAAGCUGAAAUUGAACAACAAAAAAUAGAGAAGUUCACUGUGCAAGAGGAUUAUUAA
Molecule: messenger RNA, 783 nt
Organism: Maudiozyma saulgeensis
Lineage: Eukaryota; Fungi; Ascomycota; Saccharomycetes; Saccharomycetales; Saccharomycetaceae
Source: the annotation of a GenBank genome assembly